Colius striatus (speckled mousebird) is the source of this 1130-nucleotide messenger RNA. It is a transcript of the gene CCDC137, whose product is annotated as coiled-coil domain containing 137. Lineage: Eukaryota; Metazoa; Chordata; Aves; Coliiformes; Coliidae. The transcript is spliced from 6 exons. The record is from RefSeq and is a predicted model, not a curated record. Bases 49 to 903 code for a protein of 284 amino acids.
GGGAGGCGGAAGUGGCGGCGCGGCGGCCGCGUGCACAGCGCCGGAGCCAUGGCCCGGGGACGCGGCCCGGGCCCGGCAGCGAGAGCGGGGCACGGACAGAGACCGGGGCCGGGACAUGGGCAGAGGUCAGGGCAGGGACCGGCACCGGGGCGGGGACUGGCCGUCCCGCACCGCGGCAGGAAGGAGAAGAAGGUGGACAACAUGAAGCCCAAGCACCCCGAUGAGCAGGAGAUCCCCUUCCGCCUGCGGGAGCUCAUGAAGAGCCGAGAGGCCAUGAAACGCCCCGGCCCCGGGAAGAGGCGGCCGGCAGAGAAGAAGCAGCAGCCCAAGCCCAAGCCAAAGGUCUCCAAGGCCCAGGGAGACAUCCCCGUGCCCAAGUUCAGGAGGGGGAAGGGGGAGUCGGAGCGUUCCUACGUGUGCCGCAUGGAGCAGGAGGUGCAGCGCGUCCUCUUCCUCACCAAGAACCAACUGCAGCGGGAGCCUGAGAAGGAGGCGACAGCUCCAGAGAAGUCCAAGAGGAAGAAAGAGUUUCAGAAUAAGAAGCUGGAAAAAGCUCGGAAGAAGAGGGAGGAGAAGAAGGAGGCCAUGCUGGAGAAGAGCCUGUUCCAAGACACGGUGCCGUUCGGGGAGGUGGUUACACAGCCGCCCACCAUCACCUCACGGCCCAGGGGCCAGGGCCCGGCGCAACGGGCUGGUCGGAAGCAGCUCCUCCUGACAUCUCACCUGGGCCAAGGCCAGAGCCCGGCAUCCCUGGCAGCGCCGGUGUCCAUGGCCCGGCGGCGCAUCCUGGAGGAGGAGAGGGCACGAGUGAUCCAGGCCUACAGGGACAUCCAGAGGCGCAAGCAGCAGCAGCGGGAGGCAGCAGGGGGCAGUGCCCAGGCCGGGCGCAGAGCCCAGCCCUGAGGAGCUGCCCAAGGGGACGUGCAGGCAGCACAGCAGCCCAGGACUUGAGGGAGAUGGUUGGACUGAUGCUGCUUUUCUGUUGCUGAGCCUCAGGGCUCCCCACAGCCCUGCAUCUGAGCUCAGGGCACCCCACAGCCCUGCAUCUGAGCUCAGGGCACCCCAGGGGCUCAGUGCUGGAGCUGGGAUCUCUGCGGUGCCAUGGACCUGUUUGUAGUAAAAGUGCUGUU